Molecule: messenger RNA, 1028 nt
Organism: Priapulus caudatus
Lineage: Eukaryota; Metazoa; Priapulida; Priapulimorpha; Priapulimorphida; Priapulidae
Exons: 4
Coding region: 200-967 (255 amino acids)
Source: RefSeq, a predicted model, not a curated record
CAGUGCGAGCAGGUAAACGUGGUAUAGGCUGCUCUGUGAGGUGCGCGUAAAUCGCAAGUAUAUGAAUUAUUGCUACUCACGUUAAAACUAUUAUCACGUUCGUAGCAGUGUAGUAUUAAAAAUAAUAUACGGCUCCAAGAAAUUCGCCGACGUGUGGUGGGCUUGCCUCGCUGAGAGUCUCUCGUCGCUUAUUCUGAAAAUGACGGCUAUGGUGCAGAUACGACUGGCGAUGAUCGCCGCAUUAGUUUUGGCAUUUAGCAUCAGUGUCGGCUUGUGUGCCGGAGAGGACACGACCCUUCACACCUCAGCACCUGAUGUGGAGUCGACACCGACCGACGCUUACACCUACAUGACCACUGACCAGACAACCGAAACAUCCGGGUCAAAGACCGUGCAUUACGCCGGCAACGAGAAUUCAUUCCAGGACGGGAAAAUGUAUUUUGAAUUAUUGAAAAAUAAAUACGGUAUUUCCGAGGAAUCCACAGAUGAUAGCACUCUCAUCAACGUUGUGGCGGCACUCGGCAACAACUCGUUGGGAACCGAUCCGGCGUCUCUGCUCACAGUGCUACAAAAUCCCAAAGUCAUGGAAACAUUGCUUGCAGCCUAUGCUUCAAAGCCAAUACCGACACAGGACAUGACAUCAGACACGGAUCAGCGGGCGGCGACGGAGAAUGCAGUCGAUUUCAAAACAUUUUUUGAUAGAGACCCCAAUGCGCCAUACUAUGACACUAUGAAAAAAUUCUUAAGAUAUGGAUCGAGUUUUAAGUUACCCACUAAAGACACCCUGUCAUCAAUAUUGGGAACGUACAAUCUCGGAUCGGCCCUAUAUGCGAUUGCCUCAGAACACAACACACCGGAAUCAACCAACAUCAGUGCUCAGUGUUUUGAAGAUCUACAGCAGUUUGCGAGAGACGCGGACGAGCCUAAAUCGUAUGCGGUAAAAAUGCUGGACUACAGCGGAGAUUAAAUUCGCCUUUCACCGACGCGGGCAAUCAGUGGCCUAGGAAUUACGACGGCUGUAUGAACAU